Molecule: messenger RNA, 1122 nt
Organism: Chinchilla lanigera (long-tailed chinchilla)
Lineage: Eukaryota; Metazoa; Chordata; Mammalia; Rodentia; Chinchillidae
Product: serpin B9-like
Exons: 6
Coding region: 1-1122 (373 amino acids)
Biological process (GO): negative regulation of endopeptidase activity
Cellular component (GO): cytoplasm
Molecular function (GO): serine-type endopeptidase inhibitor activity
Source: RefSeq, a predicted model, not a curated record
AUGAACUCCUUGUGGGAAGCCAGUGGUGCCUUUGCCAUCCGCCUUUUAAAGCUUCUUGGUCAGGAGAACCCUGGGCGCAUGUCUUCUACUCUCCCUUCAGUCUUCUCCACCUUAGUCAUGGUCCUGCUGGGGGCCAAGGGCAGCACAGAGGCCCAGAUAGUCCGGACGCUGGCAUUAAACGCAGAGGACUUUCACAGGGGCUUCCAGUCGCUUCUCACCCAAGUGCACAGGCUGGGCACUCCAUUUUCCCUCAGCAUAGCCAACGGGCUCUUUGGAGAAGAGAGCUGCCAGUUCCUUUCUUCAUUUCAGGAGUCCUGUCUGCAGCUCUACCAGGCGGGGCUGGAGCAGCUGUCCUUUACCAAAGAUGCAGAGAGGUGCAGGAAACACACCAAUGCUUGGGUGUCCAGAAAGACUGAAGGCAAAAUUGAAGAGUUGUUGGCAAAAGAUUCAAUUGGAGAGUACUGCAGGCUGGUUCUCAUUAACAGUGUCUACUUCAAAGGAAGGUGGGAGGAACAGUUUCCAGAGUCGAACACAACACUGAUGCCUUUCAAAAUAAACCGGAAAGAAGAGAGGCCAGGGCAGAUGAUGUUCCGGAGAGCCACGUUUCCUUGGGCCCACGUGAGCGAGCUGAGGGCUCGGGUGCUGGAGCUGCCCUAUGUGGGCCAGGAGCUGAGCAUGGUCCUGCUGCUCCCGGACAAAGGUGUGGACCUCAGCACGGUGGCAAAAGAACUCACAUUUGAGAAGUUCCAAACCUGGACCCGUCCAGAGCACAUGAAGAGGACCAAAGUGGAAGUUUUCCUCCCGAGAUUUAAACUGCAAGAGGAUUACAACAUGGGCUCUGUGCUGCAGCGUCUGGGCGUGGUGGACGCCUUUCAUCCUGGCAAGGCCGACCUGUCCGGGAUGUUGGCCGACAGCGACCUGUGUGUGUCCAGGUUCGUGCACAAGAGUGUGGUGGAGGUCAGCGAGGAAGGCACGGAGGCUGCAGUGCCAUCACAGUGUGAUAUUUCAUGGUACUGUGGUGAGCUUUUGCCGAUAUUCCGUGCUGACCACCCCUUCCUGUUCUUCAUCAGGCCCAACAGCACCAACAGCCUGCUGCUCUGUGGCAGGUUCUCGUCUCCAUGA